AUGGCCACAUUACCUGCAGAAAUUCUACAGUACAUCUUCACCUUCCUCUCGGUGGAGGACAUUAUUCGUCUUCGGAGGGUCUGCGGGUACCUCCAUCAAGCUAGCCAGGAUCGCUUUGUCUGGAGCAUGGUAUACAAAUCUUGCCGACUACCUCGUUUCCCUGGUCCCCUUCCCGAACAAACCACGCUUCAUCUCGAAAAUUCUUUGACUCAAAGUGCGAAGUGGGCAUCGUCGGCCCAAGCCACAGUAAAGUCACACUCGACACGACAAUCUCACGACCUCUACCGUGACUCAACCCAUGGUAGCGCCCUCUUCAUAGAUCACUGGGUCGUAGUAGCAACAUCGGAACAAAUCAGCUGCUAUGACGUGGACUCGGAGAACGCUUCCAUCAUCUAUAAUGCUUCCCAAUUCAGAAUCGCCGGUUUUCAGGUUGUCGAGGUACCAUAUUCUCCAGGACGGCGUGGCGCAUUUCUGCUAGUUCAAGAGUAUGAAGACCACGACACUUUGUAUAGUAACAAGAGGUAA
Molecule: messenger RNA, 525 nt
Organism: Suillus paluster
Lineage: Eukaryota; Fungi; Basidiomycota; Agaricomycetes; Boletales; Suillaceae
Exons: 2
Coding region: 1-525 (174 amino acids)
Molecular function (GO): protein binding
Source: RefSeq, a predicted model, not a curated record